Messenger RNA from Radiomyces spectabilis, 255 nucleotides. RefSeq lists its product as uncharacterized. The record is from RefSeq and is a predicted model, not a curated record. Lineage: Eukaryota; Fungi; Mucoromycota; Mucoromycetes; Mucorales; Radiomycetaceae. The transcript is spliced from 2 exons. The annotation marks the transcript as partial.
AAAAAGGAAGCGACGCUGGUAAACCUCGGGAUGGCGCGCAUCGGUGCUUCCGUUGCGAAGGUGACAGGCGAUAAAACCAAGCUUUUCAUUGAAAGAAAAUGUGUCAUCGACCGAAUUAUCACCGAAAGCGAGCCCGAACGACCAGUUGUCCUACCGGCCUUACAAUUAACAGGUUUGACUGCAACUCUAUUCCGUUUGCGCUUGGUUGCUCCUGGGUUAUACGUUGCCAUUAGCGAGGGUACAUGCGAGUUACCG